Molecule: messenger RNA, 4863 nt
Organism: Oryzias melastigma (Indian medaka)
Lineage: Eukaryota; Metazoa; Chordata; Actinopteri; Beloniformes; Adrianichthyidae
Gene: il23r
Product: interleukin 23 receptor
Exons: 19
Coding region: 1791-4730 (979 amino acids)
Biological process (GO): positive regulation of tyrosine phosphorylation of STAT protein; cytokine-mediated signaling pathway
Cellular component (GO): signaling receptor complex; external side of plasma membrane; CRLF-CLCF1 complex
Molecular function (GO): cytokine binding; cytokine receptor activity
Source: RefSeq, a predicted model, not a curated record
UUUUUUAUAGCAGUACAUUCAAGUUCCUUUCAAAAUAAAACCCUCCCUGUGUUGAAUUAGAAGACUUAUUUAAAUAAAAAUGCAAGAAAGUCAAAUGACACAUGACAUUUUCUUGGUACACUUUCCUCCAUUUUCUCCUUUUACUAUAGAAGGUAAACAUGACAACAUUAGUGUAGUUUUUUUUUUUUCUUCCAUCGAUAUGAGCUUCUACCCCAGACAACAAAAUCCCUUCCUUUAUCCUUGUUCCCUUAGUCGAGUGUCAGGAACCUUGUGGUGUUUUUUGACAAAAUCUCUAUCUUUGGAAGAACACGAUAAAAAUAACGUCAAAAACAUCUUAUCUAAACCUGACUGGAGAAGAUUAUCCAUGCUUUUAUCUCUUCAGGUUUAGAUUGUCAUACUUCACUUUUUAACUGUGUAAGCUUUUUAAAACGCUCAAAACUCUGUGGCAAGGCUUUUAACAGGAGCCAAUCAACAAGCACACAUAACUAUGGAGUUAUCUGUGUCUUAUUGGCUUCAAGGUAAAUUUUAAAAUGUUACCUGUAGUUUUUAGAGCCUUGCAUGGACUAACUCCCAAAUACAUCGCUGACCUAUUAACCCUCGACUCUACGGUCCGGUCCUUGAGGUCUUCAAACCAAAAUCUGUUACAAAUUCCAAAAAAUCCCUUUGGAACAACCUUUGUUAGUACAACAGAUUGACUCCGUUGAGUGUUUUAAAAGUCCGGUCAAGACGUUUUUAUUCGGAAGAGCUUUAAGUUCAUCAAUUUUUGUCUUUUAUUGUUGCUUUUACGUUUGCUUUUUUUUUGUUUACAAUACACUGUAUAUGUAUGACUGGCUGUAAUUUCAUGUGUUUUUACUCUUAUGAAGCACUACAGAAAUAAAUAUUUACUUCCUUGCUUACUUUAACCUUAUUCUAAUAAUAAACCACUCUUAAUUUUGUAUUUCUUUACUAAAAAUCCAAUGACAUAACCUAAUUGACUAAUUUGCUAAUGAACCAAAACUACAAACCUGUUAUUUAUUGAAAUUGUUUCCGUUUUUUUAAACUAAAGAGCAAAAAUGAAGGCAUUACGGAGCCUCAUGAGGCUUCAGAGCCUCAGGUUGCAGAUCCCGAUAUUAACUGCUAAUAUGCACCUCAUAAUGUUCUUAAAUAAAGUGUGAAAUCUGUUUUGAAUGAGCCUUUUACAAAAACACUGCACAGCUGUCAGGUAGAGAACAGCAGAAUAUUUUGGUUAAUGUGAGACUUUCAAAAUCCCUUCUGUCCCCAUUCAUCUCACUUCAAAUCAUCUCUUUAUUGAGAUAUAAAGGAGCUAUCUCCCAUGUGCAUGACCUCAAUAAAUCCUUUUAUUGUUUCAAAGGUAGAGCUUGUAAUUCUAAAAAUUAGUAACUCUCAGUCUGGGGUUUCUUUCAUCUUCACAUGAGCAUCCUGUCAGGUCGCACAUCUGGGGUUUCCCUGUAAGCUCACAAAAGUUAGAAAUGGAAAAAACUGUAGAAAUAAGGUCGCUGUUUAGUCUAAGAAGGUCUCAAACGAACGAGGCGAAGGAGCGACGGGCUUCAGCAGGCCGCUCCUCUGGAUAACAUGGAACCCAGGUGAACCAGGUCACACCUGCUGUGUAAGUUUGCUUUAACUUACUUAUAAUUACAUUUAAAAACCAGAAAUGUGUCAGUUUAACAAUACAUUUUAAGUGCUGUUUACCUCACUUCAAAGAACAUGAAAAACGGCACAACUACUGUCAGUCAGAAUCAACAUUUUUUCCUGUCUUAGCUUAAAAACAUUUGCUGACAGCGACGUGCUGAAUGGGAUCAGACGCGCUGAAGGUCAUUGGCCCCUUUAGGUUCAUUUCAACUCACUUAAAUCGUGAUGCGUCUUCACAAAGCCAGACGUUCCUGGCAGACAGAGGUUUGGUGAGAGCGGAUCGGAUCAGAAAGGAUGGACGACCUGAUGAUCUGAGCGAUCAGUUGCUACUUUUUCUCAUGUUGGCAAGACUGCUGUGUACCUGCAUGACUAAGGAUGAGAUGCUGAGUGUUUGCCAAUUCAGGAGAGAUGAGAUGAAUCACCUCGCAGCUAUUUGGGGAUGCAUUCUCUUUCUUACUUUUUCCAGCAAACACUUUCCUCUUCUCUGUGUCGACUGUGGGAGUUUUAUUGCCCAUGGAUACCUCACAGUGGAGCCAGCUCCACUCUUCCUGCUGGGGUCAAAUCUGUCAGUCUACUGCCACAUCCAUGAAUGUAGUAAAUGGGGGUCCAAGAUGUCCCUGGAACUCAGAAACAAGACAGUAACUAUUUACGAUUUGUCCCAAAGAAUCAACUGCACCACUGCAUUGCUCAAUGUGCCGUCGGUCCUGAUCCCACGAUCCUCCGCCGUCUGCAAGAUGAAGACGGAUCAAAAAUCCAACUGGAUUGUUGUUAAUGGACUGGAUCUGCAGGCUGGUCUCCCUCCAGACAAACCUGCAAAUAUCACCUGUGAAACAACAAGGAGCUCACAGAGCAUCAGAUGUUCAUGGCAGAGAGGGCGGGAAACACACCUGCCAAGAUCCUACAAGAUUUCCAUCAGAGAAAAUGGGAAAAACCUGUCCCAACAUAUCCAGGAUGGCGAAAUAAUCCACAUACUACGAACAAUGUUGGAUGAAAACACUAAAUACCAGCUGAGCGUUGAGGCUUCUAACCACUUUGGAGCAUCGCGCUCCGACCCUUUCAUUCUCUGUGUGAAGGAUGUAGUGAUACCAGAGACUCCUGAUAUUGUAGCAAUAGAGUUUAGGAACAUUUCCGUAAAAGCCGUGUUACGCUGGAAAACCCCUGAGUCAGCAGCACAUCUCAGACCCCACGUCAGGUUUCGUACAAACAACAGGGACUUUUGGGUGGAGACGAAGGGAGAGAUAAAAGAGAGCCUGGUAAUAGUAGACGACCUGAAGCCCCUGACUGAAUACCAGUUCCAGAUGAGAGUUUGUGACUCAGCAUCUGAGCAUACAACAGACGACACUCCCAGCUUUAGUGUAAAACCACGCUGCAGUAGAUGGAGCUCCUCUUUCAAAAAGACAAGCCCUGGAAAAGGUCCAUCCCAGCAGCUGCAGGUGUGGAGGAUCCUUGAAGGUGACGACAAAAACAGCCUGAGGAAUAUUACUGUAUUGUGGAAGCCGCCAUCUCCAGGGGAUUACAAUGGAGAGAUUCUACAUUACAAGGUCUUAAUUAAAGAUUUCCAUGAGAAGAUCUGUGCAGCUGCCUCCAACAUGUGUUCAGUUCUGGUACCAGAAGAGGUUCAGGCCCUGAGCAUCAGUGCAGUCACCCCGUACGGGACCUCUCCUCCUGCUGAGGUGGAAAUCAGACAGUCAGGUGUUUCAGGACCAAGCUUGCAGGAUCUUAUUCCUGCAGCGGAUGGCAGCUCCGUGCUCGUCUCCUGGUCAUCCCCGACUGAAGGAGAACUGUUGUACUACAUGAUAGAAUGGUCCAGCUUUCCUGCUGCUGACCUGCAAUGGAAAAAACUGGACAAAAAUCAGACGAACACAUUGAUCACAGGAUUAACUGCUGGAGUGAGAUUUAAUGUGUCUCUGUAUGCUGCAACCAGCAGAGGUAUCAGCUCUCCAUCGUCCAGCCUGGUUUACUCCAGAGAAGAAAAGCCGACUUCUGGUCCGAUCCCAUACGUUCUGGUCCAUGAAGCCAGGCGGCUCCUGAUCCAGUGGAACGAGCUGCCUAUAGACCAGCAAAGAGGCUUCAUCAUAAACUACACCAUAUAUUUGCAGAAACAGGGCUCCAGAGGCAAUCAGCAAAGUGUCACAGUAUCGGGAUCUGGGCCCAGACAGAUGUGGCUGGACUGUCCAGAGGGGACUCUGGCUCUUCAAAUGACAGCAACGAACUCGGCAGGAGAAGGACUUCAGGGGCCAAGGAUCUGGUCUCAGCCUGCAGCUCCAGCAGUUGGCCUGGUGGUUGUGAUCGUCUUCUCUGCUGCCAUCUUCUUCACAGCCAUUGCAAACCUGAUGUGCUGCAGCUGUGUGAGGAAAAGGAUCAAACAAAAAUUCCUGUCCUGGGGGCCGGCGUGGCUUGUUGUGAAUUUGCCAAAACCAGGGCACAGUAAUGCUAUCAGACUGCUAAAGAAUGACAGCAGCGACCCGGUAUUGUCAUCCACCAACGAUAGUGACCCCCCACUGUCCCCCAUCACUGUGAUCUCCCAGGAGAGGGAUGAAGUGUACCCCACCAUCCAUGUGGAUUUGUCCCAGAUUGGCUCAGGCCCAUGCACAUCCAUGUCAGAGACUGGGGCCUUACUGGCUGAACAUGCUGGCUACAAACCACAGAUUGCUACACUGGAUCCAGGAGAAGAGGAGGAGAUCGAUGAAGAGGAAGAGCAGGAAGAUGCUGCAGAAAAUCCAGAUAAAGACCCAUUUUCCAGCUCAUGUGGAGACUUACUGUCGGGCUUGUUAUCGAGUGUAGAAGUGGAGUACUCGGACACAUUCCAGGGGCUGACCCUCGGUUCUAUUGCUGGAUUUUUGUGGCCAAAAAGUGUGGAAACAAAUAUCUUAAGUAGCAUCUUUUUACAAGGGAAACGGACUACAGCGGAUUGUGUGGAGGCCGACAGUGCCUCUGUCGACAUGCGUCAGGACUCCGACAUUCGGACUUCUCACAUAGCUGACAUGAACCUGUCUUGGUGUGCAGGUGAGAUGAAGCUGGACUCUGGUUACUUCCCCCAAGUCACUGCUGUCAGCGGCUCCCAGGUCACCGCAGAGCAGCAGCAAAAGCAACGGGAGUGACACAAAUAUCACUAAGUUUCAAGGAAGCAUUAUGUCUCAGAGCGAGAUCAACUUUUACCUCAUGAACUGGUUUCAUUUGCACUGUCAAAAAAAUAAUUCAACUAAAACAUUAAAUAAAAAAAUUAAAUUUUCA